This is a messenger RNA of Trifolium pratense (red clover), 2345 nucleotides long. RefSeq lists its product as uncharacterized. The record is from RefSeq and is a predicted model, not a curated record. The transcript has 6 exons. Lineage: Eukaryota; Viridiplantae; Streptophyta; Magnoliopsida; Fabales; Fabaceae. Bases 408 to 1628 code for a protein of 406 amino acids.
GAAUCCCCACCAAACAAACAUUGGUAUGUUAUGUUAUGUUAUGUGCACUACACACACAUUCUUCUCUUCUCUCCUUUUUCUUGUUUGUCUUUGUCGUAACUUAAGAGAGAGAAAGCAAUCAAGCUUUUCUUCUUUUUCUUCUUCACAUAUAUAUUCCUUUUCAAUCUUCCAUUGCUCAUCAAUUUCUCCUCUUUUUUCUCACAAUAUCAAACACUUCAACUUCCUCUUAUUGAUCCAACCUUUUUCGAAUAACAAUUUUUCUGGGUCUCGUUCUUUAACAAUCGAAAACAAUUUUUUCCGAUAAAAAUUACAUUUUGAAAUUUGGGUCGUGUUUAUUUCAACCAAUACUUCCUCCGUUUUCUCGGUGACCAAACGGAGGAGAAGAAUUGUGAAAACCGAUUUGGAAAAUGCUGGGUACUGCACUGCAGUUUGGGGGUGUUCGUGGUGAUGAUCGGUUUUACAUUCCUGUCAAAGCAAGGAAGAAUCAGAAUCAACGUAAGCAAGCUCAGAAAGCCAAGAAUGGUGAAGAGGAAAUUGUAGAUUCAAUUUCUGAUAAUAAUAAUAAUAAUAAUAACAAUAACCAAUCUUUGUAUUCAACAACAACAGUUCCAUCUGUAGAGUCUGUUAGUAACAUUGAUAGGUUCUUGGAUUCCACAAAGCUAUUGGUUCCAGCUCAGUAUUUCUCUAAGACGACAAUGAGAGGUUGGAAGACUUGUGAUGUCGAGUACCAGUCUUACUUUCCUCUGAAUGAUCUAUGGGAAUCGUUUAAGGAGUGGAGUGCAUAUGGUGCUGGAGUCCCUUUACUACUCGAUCAAAGGGAAUCUGUAGUCCAGUACUAUGUUCCGUAUUUGUCAGCUAUUCAGCUAUAUGGUCAACCUACUGAGAAGUCGAAUGCCAAGCCAAGGUACGCAAGUGAAGAUAGUGAUGGUGAUUACUACAGAGAUUCAUGUAGUGAAGGAAGCAGUGAUUGUGACUAUGGAAAAAGGACCGAAUGUUUUACAGCACAGAGAAGCAGUAAACACUCAACAAGUGGUGUCUCUUCUCAAAUGAGCACACUGUCUAUACAUGACAAACACAAUACAGUACAGGAAGGUUUUUCUAGCAGUGAUGACAGUGAAACUGGGAAUCCUCAAGAACUGCUUUUUCAAUAUUUGGAACAAGGUCAUCCUUAUAGCCGUGAACCGCUGACCGACAAGAUACUAGAUCUUGCACGCGACUAUCCUGCCCUCAUGUCAUUGAGAAGUUGUGAUUUAUUGCCAACCAGUUGGAUGUCUGUUGCAUGGUAUCCUAUAUAUCGAAUACCUACAGGUCCUACUUUAAAAGAUUUAGAUGCCUGCUUUCUAACCUACCAUACACUCCAUACACCCUUGACAGUUGCAGGAAGUGCCCCUACUCCUGGUCCUACACUGGUUUAUCCCAGUGAGAUGGACGGUGUACCAAAUAUUUCCAUACCUACUUUUGCAAUGGCUGCCUAUAAAUUAAAGGGAUCUAUUUGGAUGAAAAAAGAAGUUGGCGACAAUGAAGUAAUGAAUUCACUCUUGCAGGCUGCAGAUAAAUGGUUAAGGCUAGUUCAGGUGACUCACCCGGAUCAUCAGUUCUUUAAAUCACAUGGCACAUACUACAAAUGAAUUUAAUGAUAUGAUGGCAUGCCAGUUCUGUUACCUUGGUUAAAACUAAGCCUUAAUUUCAUUGCCUUGGUGCAAACUUUGAAAAGUCCAUCCAUCUGUAGUGAUUGUGAUGGCAUCAUUGGCAUGGUGUGGACAGCCUAAUUGUCGGUUUUUGUUAUACGCCUAAACAGCACAAUAGAUGAAAGCUGGUCUCAUGCGAUGAAUUCGUUGAGAUUGUCUUAGCGAAAAUGAAAAAGAAAAAAAAGUGUUUUUUUAUAACCGGAACUCCCUACUGAAAAGGGAGAAAAACUAAAUAUGAAUCUAAAGUUAAGUGGGUAUGUAAAACAGAUUAACAGAGAGGAUGUGUGGGUUUAAGCCAGACUGUACAAGUAUUUACAGUUCAAUAAUGGCUAUGAUCCCCUUAAUUCCUGGACAUAAAUAUUUACACAUGUUGUGAUAAUAGAAGAAAAUGGAAGAAAUACUAGAUUUGGCUGUGUGGAAAGGCACAAUUUUGGUACUUUGAUGAUGAACUAGUUGCUCUGAUGAUAGGAUAGAUUGUGUAUGGUAUUUGUACAAUUCAAAUAAAUGUUUCACUCUUAAUGUUGUGUUUUGGAAUGACAAAUGUUUGUAUGGUAGUUAUAUGUUAGUGUUAUGUCGCGGGCAGAGAUAGAACUCUCGACCUCCUUAUCAUUUCACUCUUUAAUUUUAGAAUUCCAACCACCAAGCUAACUUUAUAUC